Peromyscus leucopus (white-footed mouse) is the source of this 1432-nucleotide messenger RNA. RefSeq names its product transmembrane protein 240 (gene Tmem240). The transcript is spliced from 3 exons. The coding region runs from base 252 to 1010 and encodes 252 amino acids. The record is from RefSeq and is a predicted model, not a curated record. Lineage: Eukaryota; Metazoa; Chordata; Mammalia; Rodentia; Cricetidae.
GACCGCAGGGAGCCGGGCACAGGGAGCACCGGAGGGCGGAGCGGAGCGCGGCCAGCGGCGGGCGGCGGGCGAGCGACCCCACAGCAGCCCCUACAUCUCUGCUGUCUGUGACCGCGCCUGCCCCCGGGGCCCGCGGCGGCCCGGCGCACGAGCGCUGACCUCUGCGGAGGCGGCGCGGGCUCAGCAUCGGGCCGGGGCCGGGAGGGGCACCGGGGCCGGGGGAGGCGCUCCGGCCCGGCCCGGCCCGCCCGAUGUCCAUGAGUGCGAACACCAUGAUCUUCAUGAUUCUGGGGGCGUCGAUCGUGAUGGCCAUCGCGUGCUUGAUGGACAUGAACGCGCUGCUGGACCGAUUCCAUAACUACAUCCUCCCGCACCUGCGGGGCGAGGACCGCGUCUGCCACUGCAACUGUGGCCGGCACCACAUCCACUACGUGAUCCCAUACGACGGGGACCAGUCGGUGGUGGACGCAUCUGAGAACUACUUUGUGACAGACAAUGUGACCAAGCAGGAGAUCGACCUUAUGCUGGGGCUGCUUCUGGGCUUCUGCAUCAGCUGGUUCCUGGUGUGGAUGGAUGGUGUCCUGCACUGUGCUGUGCGCGCCUGGAGGGCUGGUCGGCGCUAUGGUGAGUGCCACGCGCUGCUGCGGGCACCACUUCUGGCCCAGCCCGGCCACCUGACUGCCCUGUCCCCCUGCAGAUGGCUCGUGGACCUGGCUGCCCAAGCUGUGCAGCCUGCGGGAGCUGGGCCGGCGGCCGCACAGGCCCUUCGAGGAGCCCACAGGGAACAUGGUGCACGUGAAGCAGAAGCUCUACCACAACGGCCACCCCAGCCCACGGCACCUGUGAGUGCACAGGACUCGGGGCUGCUGUGCACAUGUAAAGGGACCUCGUGGACGCUCAGCUGGCAAGACGGGACUGCGGCCUCAGGCCCAGGGUAUGCUGGGCUGUGGCCAGCUGGGCUGUGGCCAGCAGGCAAAUCCAGUGGAAGGUGCUGUCUCUUCUUUUUAUAAAGGGGGUCGGGUGGGGGCUGGGGUCGGGAUGGCCACUGGGCUUCAGGGACAGCAACCUGGUUUCCACAGUGAGCAGGACACAAAGGCAGGCUUUUAGAGGUGCUGGGGCCAAGGGUGGUGGGUUCACAAUGGGGACAGACAUGGCCUGGGUCACGCUAGCCUAAGGCCACAUCUCAUUGAAAGCCACUGUUUCCUGUGCACCUGUUGUCCAUCCGUCCGUCGUCUGGAGGGGAGGGAUGUGUCAGGGCCUGCGCCCAUCUGCACACGGGAGCAUGUGCAUGGGGCGUGUGCGACUGGAGGACUGGAGGGUGGGACUGGAAGGGCGGGCCCCCAGCAGCAAUAAAGAUGUGGUGGCCCCAGGUGUCCCAGCCCUCACUGUGAAGCCCACCCUGCCUGGCCAGUAAAUUCUCCAGAAAGCUCCA